Molecule: messenger RNA, 2437 nt
Organism: Megalobrama amblycephala (Wuchang bream)
Lineage: Eukaryota; Metazoa; Chordata; Actinopteri; Cypriniformes; Xenocyprididae
Gene: os9
Product: OS9 endoplasmic reticulum lectin
Exons: 15
Coding region: 41-2167 (708 amino acids)
Biological process (GO): endoplasmic reticulum unfolded protein response; retrograde protein transport, ER to cytosol
Cellular component (GO): endoplasmic reticulum lumen
Source: RefSeq, a predicted model, not a curated record
CAAAUCAUUUGACAACGCUAGUUUGCGAUAUGAGAGAACUAUGGCUUCCUCCUUGAUUAAGUGGUUAAGAGGAUUAUAUCUUUUUUUCUUAACAUGUCUCCUGUCCGUUUUUGCUUUUUUGAAUUUAGAAGAAUUAAAUGAAAUGAAAUAUGGAAUACAGAUUCUGCCCGACCCUGUUAUUAUGGGACAGAUGGAAGAUGUGAUGUUGGUCUCUAACAAAUACAAGCAGCUGUAUGAGUGUCGUUUGCCAGCUCAGGCAGUGCGAUUCCAUCAGGACCCGGUAUCAGAGCCUGACAUGCAGGGCUACAGUGGCCCAGGAGUCCCUGACCUCCUCAAGCCCAUGCAGACUGCACCAUGCCUGAUUAAGACCAAAGACUGGUGGACUUAUGAGUUCUGCUAUGGCCAGCACAUCAGGCAAUAUCACUUAGAAGAUUCAGAGAUCAAGGGAGAUGUGCUCUUUUUGGGAUAUUAUGAUUCAGAGUUCGACUGGACCAAUGAAACUGCCAAGGCAUCUAAGCAGCAUAAACUGAAGAGGUAUCAUAGUCAGUCAUAUGUCAAUGGCUCUAAAUGUGACUUGAAUGGCAAUCCCAGAGAGACGGAAGUCAGAUUUGUGUGUGAGGAGGGCUCUAGUGAUUAUAUUGCACGGGUAGAUGAACCUCAGUCCUGCCGCUACGUCUUGACAGUACACACCUCUCGUACCUGCCAGCACCCCCUCCUGCGGCCACCUUCCACUGCCAAGCCACAAGGCAUUGUGUGCCAACCUGCUCUCAGUGCCCAGCAGUAUAUGGACUAUGUCAAGGCUCAAGUCUCUGACACUAAACGUAAAGUGGAGCAGAUCUCGGAGGAGCUCAAGAACCUGGAUGAAAUUCUGUCCAAAGAUGACAAGAACAAAGGAUUGCAGGAUGAAAAAACAGAUGAGGACCCUGCAGUCCAUUCAGAUGAGCCUCCAGUUUCAGAGUCAGAAACCAAAGAGGCUGAAGUAGCUGAAGGGGACUCGGUGAGUGAAGAGCCAGAGGACAAGGACUUCUGGGAGGGAGUGACCAAACCAGCAAGCACAGAGUCAAGCACUCCUGACUCAGAGACCCAUCAGGAGCCUCAGGACAGCCAAUUGCACGAAAAUGACAUAUUUGGGGAGGAAAAGUUUAAUUUUAAAAUCAUCACAGACCCUGCAGACCUCAUGAAGUUUGUACAACACCUCAGAGAGAGCAACCAGAAGAACAGGAAAGCUGAGCUGGAAAAAGAGAGCCAACAAUCAUCUCAUAAGAGAGAAGAGGAGGAGGAGGAGGAUGACGAGAAAAGAAAGGAGAGGACAGCAGGACCGGAGCUGGAGGUGGAGGUAGAGGAAGGGGAUGAGGAUGAAAGAUUGCUGAAGGAGUUUGAGGAUGAGAUGGCAGAUCUGUCUGUUCCCUCCUCCAAGAUAGAAGAGAUAAAAGAAGAAAUGCAGAAGGAGUUUGACAACAUCAUAGAGGAAGCUCAGCAGGAGUUAGAGAAUGAAGGUCUUAAGGGUGAGUUUGAUCGCUCUCAGGCUACGCAAACUCUAGAGAACACACUGGGGAAACUUCUGGACCGUCUUGAAGACAAGACUGAACAUGAGAGUGAACCAGACUCAGAAAAAAAUACAGAUAUGCAUAAAAGCACACACUCGCCGCACAAGACAGAAGGAGGCCCUUCUCCUGACAGCCCAAACCUGGUUCCCAAAACACCAGCCCAAGCGGGCAGCAGUGGCGAGCAGGUAAAAGUCAGGGUGACUAAGUAUAAGGUGGGCGGAGGUGUGGCUGCAGGAGCGGUUACCGGGGGCAACGAUGAUGAUGAUGAGGGGGGUGUGAAGGUGAAGGAACUGGGCGAGGGCGACCCCCAGUGGCAGCAGAUUCAGGAAGUGGUCAAAGAGCAGCUAGAGAGAGCCGGCAUCAAGGCCGAAGGAAAGAUUGAGGUGAAGAUUUUAACCCGUAAAACAGCAGAGGAAGCAGGAGACCAGUGGCUCACCGAGGAGGAUACAAAAUCAUUUAGAGAGCUUCUCAUCAAUCUUCUGACGGGAGGUACAGAGGAGGUGUAUAAAGAGCAGAAGAGACAGCAAGAGUUGGAGAAUAACUACAAAUUUGUCUGGGGAGAAAAACAGGAUGAGAGCCAGUCCACAGGAAACAGUGAUUCUGAUGAAACAGACUUUUGAGCUAUUUCCUUAAGCACAGUUAAUGUGAAGAAGGGCAGCGAGCAUUCUCUGAACUCCGAACUUUAAGCUACCUGGUUGUCACUUUAGAGUGUGCAUGGCAACCAAACUGUUCUCUCAGACUGUUUAAGUCAUGUGAGCCCUGUAAAGGGUUCAGUCCACGGCCGUGAAUUCUGAAUACCCUGUAUGAGCAUCUGUAAGUUGUUUAUACUGUAUCUUGCCUGUUUUCAGUUUGGGAUUUUCUUUUUUUUUUAAAUAUACAAAUAUACUUCA